This is a messenger RNA of Trichoderma reesei QM6a, 1914 nucleotides long. RefSeq lists its product as uncharacterized. NCBI's taxonomy places the organism in Eukaryota, Fungi, Ascomycota, Sordariomycetes, Hypocreales, Hypocreaceae. The record is from RefSeq and is a predicted model, not a curated record. Bases 1 to 1914 code for a protein of 637 amino acids. Gene Ontology annotation, molecular function: phosphatidylinositol-4,5-bisphosphate phospholipase C activity. The transcript is spliced from 5 exons. Gene Ontology annotation, biological process: lipid metabolic process; phosphatidylinositol-mediated signaling.
AUGUUUGCCAUCCUAGAGAACGUCUACGACGACCUACGAAAGGACGACCUUGAGCUGUCGAGGGAAGCUUUCAUCGAGUUCCUCAGGGAUGUGCAGGGUGAGGCCACAAUCCAGCUGGACAAGGAAAGGUUCUCUCUAGGGGACUUUAUCUACACCUUGGCACAUGCGUACCGAUGGGAUGCCGUCCGGAAACCGUCGCAAAAGGACUAUUCGAAACCCAUCACAAACUACUUCAUCAACAGCAGCCACAAUACCUACAUCAGCGGCAACCAAUUGGCAUCCAAGACUUCUCCAGAGGCCUACAUGAAUGUCCUGAAGAGGGGCGGUCGCUGCAUCGAAAUCGAUGUCUGGAAUGGCGACGAAGUCUUGAUCCCCGGCGCGUCCAAGUCGCCAGCCGGCAGCGGCCAUACGAGGGCGCUUUCCGGCAUCUCUGGCAGCUCCCUCCCCUACGCGGCGGCUGCCGUCAUUGAGAGGGUCGAGGACAAGCUCGAAGCAGCCAAAGACACCGCCAAGGGUUAUCUUGGUAGCUCGAGCGGCAAUGGACGGUCCAGAAGCACCAGCACCAACAGCAGAACCAUGACGGAUGACGCAUCGUCAAGUUCCAGCAACGUCUAUCUCGCCGUCGACGGCAGUGCAUCCACCGAGAAGCUCGAGGUGCCCCGUCAGUCAAGGACUCGCCAGACUUUGCCCCGGGGAGAGCCCAUUGUCACACACGGCUGGACAUUCACGACGCCGUGUGGCUUCCGCGAGGUGUGCGAGACGAUCCGGGACCAUGCCUUCUCUCACGGAAAUGACCUGCCCAUCAUCAUUAGCCUGGAGGUCCACGCCGAUCACAACCAGCAAGAAGUCAUGGCGACCAUCAUGAAGGAGGUCUGGGGUGACAUGCUUAUCCAAGAGCCUUACGAAGGCUGCGAUCCCAAAUUCAGAGUGCCCACGCUGGACGAUCUGCGAUGCAAGAUCAUGGUCAAGGUCAAGCGGGCAGUCGCCAAGAUUGACCAUCACCCCGACGCCACCGCAUCUCUGCCCGUUCUGCAGGCAGAAGACGAUGGCUCGACGUCGGAUGAUGAGCAGCGUCCAACCCCUCUUCUCCGAGCGGCCGUCUCCUCUCCGCCAGGCGCCCCCUUGAGCGAUCUCGCCGUCUACACCCGCAGCGAGCGGUUCAAGAGCUUGAGCACCCCCCAGGCGAAGCAGCCCACGCACAUCUUUUCCAUCAGCGAGGAUAGGAUCUUGGAGCUCCACGACAAGUUUCCGCGCGAGGUCUUUACCCACAACAAGAACUUCUUCAUGAGAGCCUUCCCUGCUGGGCGGAGAAUCAACAGCUCCAACCCCGACCCCACGCUGUUCUGGCGCAGGGGAGUCCAGAUGGUGGCCAUGAACUGGCAGAACAUGGACGAGGGCAUGAUGCUCAACGAGGCCAUGUUCGCAGGCGAGGACGGCUGGGUGCUCAAGCCCGCGGCCUACCAGGGCGCCGACAAGCUCAGCGUGACGCUGGACCACGCCGCCAAGCACACGCUGGAUCUUACCCUCACCUUUUUCGCAGGACACAACAUCCCGGCCGAGGAGGAGGAUGAGGGGGACAAUCCGCGCAGCAGAAGCGCUCUGCGUCCUGUCAUCAAGGCCGAGCUCCAUAUUGGCGAGACCGACAAGGACGGGCACGAGCACUCCUCCCAUCACAAGAGUGCCGGCGAAAAGCUGCAGUUUCUCAACAUUCCCAAGGUGGUGGAGGAGUUGAGCUUCAUUCGGCUCAAAAUCGAAGACGCCUCCCACACCGUCAGCUCGCCGUGCCUCGCGUGGGCAUGCAUCCGCCUCGACCGCCUGCAGCAAGGCUUCCGCUUCAUCCGCCUGCACGACAUGAAGGGCAACGAAAUCAUCGGCGGCAAGCUGCUUGUAAAGGUCGAGAAGGUGUUGCGGUGA